CUUCACUAGGAGAUUUUGUCAGUGUAUUUCUAUYAAUUUUGACAGUAACAUCAGCAGAUGCUAGACAAAUGGGAAUUCUAUAAUGAAAAGAAGAUUCACAAAAACGGAAAACGAAGAAAAAUCUAACCCAAAUUCGGAAUGCAACUCAUUUUCAAGAGUGUCUUCCUCAARUGUCAUUUGUCUUCUUGUUGUUUUUAGGAUUUUCAACUCUCUAAUUGUACAAACUUGGUUUGUUCCAGAUGAAUUUUGGCAGGGACCAGAGGUGGCRCAUAAUCUGGUAUUUGGUUAUGGAUAUYUGACCUGGGAAUGGAAAGAGGGUUUGCGUGGUGUCUCUUUCCCUCUCAUGUUUGCGGGAGCUUUCAAAAUCCUCCAGAUUCUGGGACUUGACAGCAGAAAWGCAAUAAUACUAGCACCACGUCUUCUUCAAGCUGUGCUUGCGGGAUUUGGAGACUUCUWUGUGUUUAAAUUAUCAGGAAAGUUAUUUGGACAAGCUAGUGCUAAAUGGUCUUUGCUUUGCAAUAUUCUUUCAUGGUUUACAUUCUAUUGCAUUACAAGAACUCUUACAAACUCCACAGAAACUGUCUUCACAACUAUUGCUUUAUACUAUUGGCCUUGGAAUCUCAAGUCUUUCAAAGACACAAACUCCAGUCUUGAUUUAGCUUUGGUGUUUGCAGCCUUUUCUUGYCUCAUAAGACCAACAUCAGCUGUUAUAUGGCUUCCUUUAGGGCUAUGUUUAUUUGUUGAAUGCAAGGAAAAAAUCACCUUUAUUUUCACCAAGGUUUUGCCUAUUGGGUCUUUAGCUAUAUUAUGGUCUGUCUGUGCUGAUAGUUUGUUUUAUGGUAAAUUGACAAUUGUUCAAAUGAAUUUUGUGAUGUUUAAUGUUGUUAAAGAUAUGGGRACAUUCUAUGGAAGUCAUCCAUGGCAYUGGUAUUUUACUCAAGGUUUUCCUAUCAUUAUUUUUACUCAUCUACCAUUAUUCUUGGCUGGAGUUUAUUAUUCUAAAGAAAAGCAAAGGUUUCCAGUCUUAUUGAUUACUUGGGUUAUUACUGUCUACAGUUUCCUUGGCCACAAGGAGUUCAGGUUUAUUUUUCCUAUUCUUCCACUAUGUAURUGCUACUGUGGCUACUACAUYAGCACSCUUACYACUGAUUACACACAGAGCAAAAACUCAAAAAUAUUCAAGUACAAUUGGUCCAUGGUAAUUACUAUAUUCCUGUGCAUCACUAACAUCCCUGUGGCUUUGUACACUGCAUUGGUA
Messenger RNA from Exaiptasia diaphana, 1258 nucleotides. RefSeq names its product GPI mannosyltransferase 3-like. Gene Ontology annotation, cellular component: endoplasmic reticulum membrane. Lineage: Eukaryota; Metazoa; Cnidaria; Anthozoa; Actiniaria; Aiptasiidae. Gene Ontology annotation, molecular function: alpha-1,2-mannosyltransferase activity. Gene Ontology annotation, biological process: GPI anchor biosynthetic process. The annotation marks the transcript as partial. The transcript is spliced from 3 exons. The record is from RefSeq and is a predicted model, not a curated record.